Arabidopsis arenosa is the source of this 2336-nucleotide messenger RNA. NCBI's taxonomy places the organism in Eukaryota, Viridiplantae, Streptophyta, Magnoliopsida, Brassicales, Brassicaceae. The record is from the annotation of a GenBank genome assembly.
GAAUCGUUCCACUAAUUCUCAGCAAAAAUGCGAUCACUUCACUUAAUCUUCUUCAUCGUUAUCAGUCUUGUUAAAGCUUCGAAAAGCGAUGAUGGGUUUUGUUCAGCGCCUUCGAUUGUUGAAUCGGAUGAGAAAACGAAACCUAUUUAUUGGAAAGCCACAAAUCCAACACUCUCUCCUUCACACCUCCAAGACUUGCCUGGUUUCACACGAAGUGUAUACAAACGAGAUCAUGCGUUAAUAACACCGGAAAGUCAUGUAUACAGCCCUUUACCUGACUGGAAAAACACAUUAGGGGCAUAUUUGAUCACUCCGGCAACAGGAUCCCAUUUUGUCAUGUACUUGGCGAAAAUGAAAGAAAUGUCAAGUUCAGGUUUGCCUCCACAAGCCAUAGAGCGUCUUGUAUUCGUGGUCGAGGGUGCUGUGACACUCACUAACACAUCCAGUUCUUCAAAAACAUUGACGGUUGAUUCAUAUGCGUACCUGCCUCCAAACUUUCAUCAUUCCUUGAACUGUGUUGAGUCUGCAACACUUGUUGUCUUCGAGCGGAGGUAUGAACAUCUAGGAAGUCAUACUACAGAGCUCAUCGUUGGCUCCACAGACAAGCAACCACUACUUGAGACUCCUGGUGAGGUUUUUGAACUGCGGAAACUUCUUCCUGUGUCCCUUGCUUAUGACUUUAAUAUCCAUAUUAUGGAUUUUCAGCCUGGAGAGUUUCUGAAUGUUAAGGAAGUUCAUUAUAACCAACAUGGUUUGUUGCUUCUGGAGGGCCAAGGCAUUUAUCGCUUGGGCGAUAACUGGUAUCCAGUUCAGGCUGGUGAUGUCAUAUGGAUGGCUCCUUUUGUCCCUCAAUGGUAUGCUGCACUCGGAAAGACUAGGAUCCAAAACAAAAACAAACAAACUGCAGAGGCAAGAGCCUGGAUAAGUCUCGUGAUAGCAGAAAGGGGUGUCAAUAGAGUAUCGGUUAUGGCAGCUCAAAAUGUUAAUAUCUAUGAGAGACUUAACGAGGCGGCUCAAGUUGGGGAUAUUGAGAGACUCUACAAGUUGAUUGAAGAAGAUCCAAAGAUUCUAGGACACUUUGAUGAACUGCCUUUUUGUGAGACGCCACUUCACAUUGCAGCUGAAAGGGGACAAACGCAUUUCGCCAUGGAAUUGAUGACCCUUAAGCCGUCGCUUGCGUUAAAGCUAAACCCGUCAGGUUUCAGCCCAAUGCACUUAGCCCUGGAAAACAACCAUUUUCAAACUGUGAGAGGGUUUGUGGCAAUUGACAGCAACUUAGUCAGCAUCAAGGGACGAGGAAGGAUCACGCCUUUGCAUUAUGUGGCUCAAAUAGGUCAUGCAGAGUUAUUGACCGAGUUCUUGUUUGCUUGUCCAUCUUCUGUAGAAGAUCUGACUAUAAAAUGCGAGACAGCUGUGCACAUAGCCGUCAAGAACCACCAGCUGUUGGCAUUUAAGGUUCUAUGGGGAUGGGUUCAGAGAGAGCACAAAGAAGAAAUCUUGGACUGGAAAGAUGAAGAUGGUAACACAGUCUUCCAUAUUGCUGCAUCCAUAAAUCAAACUGAGGUCAUGAAGCUACUACGUAGAACUGUGAAAGUAAAAGCCAAAAACUUGGCUGGUAAGACCGCGAUGGACAUACUUCAGACUCAUCAAUCUCCUCGUUUCCCCAAAGAAAAUUCCCCAGAUUCAACCCAAGAUAAUGAUUACAACGUUCAUGCAGCUGGGCAGAUGACCAUGUCUUUCAACCAUGCCUUACUUUUUUUUAUCGUCAAUGGAGUUGCCUUCUUCUCAUCUCUAUUUGUGAUUAUGAUCCUCAUAAUUGGACUCCCUAUGUGGAUGGUCCUUUAUGGUUCAACAGCGGCUCUCGGGAUUGCUAAUUAUGCAUCAUUCAGCGAUACAUUUCCAAAUCCAAAUAGCCCAUUCAGGGAGGUCGCAGCGUCCCUCUUGCCCAUUGCAUACCCGGUGAUUACAGGAUUCAUAUUAUUUCCUCCUAUCGUGGCAUUCUUUGUUAAUAGACGUCGCCGGAACCAAGUGGACUUUCCGGCGAUGUACUUUACCCCAUCUCAGGGGUUAUCGUAAUGAAGCCUGAAGCGUUCAAGUUGAAGAGCGUUUUAAUUGUUUAUUGUCUGGAAUUAGCUCUUCUUUCCCUCGACUUUGGUGUCUGUUUUGUUUUUUCGCAGGUAUAGACUAUGAAAAUUGUUUAUACGAAACUAAGUUCUGUAGACAAUUUGUACCAACCUGCGAAUUUCUUCUGACCAUGGGCAAGUAUCGAAUUUUGCAAGUUGAAAGGCGGGAAAAACUGAGUUACUUCUCUGUUCCAAUAUAAAAAAAAGUCACUG